AUGUGUAGUGAGAGUUGUAGGGGGCUAGGCCAGCACGGCCUUGAGGCCAGCUUCUCCAAUGAGGAACAUCUCAGGACUCAAUACCUGGUCCUGCGGAGGCUGGGCCGGGGUGGCUUUGGCCAAGUGAGACUGGCCUACCACCGCCUCACUGGGAUGGAGGUGGCUGUGAAAGUCGUGAAGAAGGGAGAGCGUAACUUCCUCAGUGGGUCAGAAGUGGACCUGAUGAGGGCGCUGGACCACCCGCAGGUGAUCCGGCUGUUCCAGGUCAUCGAGGGGCAGCAGCACAUCUUCCUGGUGAUGGAGCACGCAGCGGGAGGACCGCUGUGGCGCAGCAUCCUCCACUUGGGGCGCCUGCGGGAGGCGGAGGCCCGGAGGCUGUUCUGGCAGAUGGCGUGCGCAGUGCGCUAUUGCCACGCGCGGGGCAUCGCUCACAGGGACCUAAAGCCCAACAACAUCCUCCUGGACGAGGCAGGCAACGUGAAGCUCGCCGACUUUGGCCUGGCCACGUGGUUCACGCCCGGCCAGAAGCUGCAACUGUUGUGUGGAGCUUUAUCAUUUCGGGCCCCAGAGGUCUACCUGGGCCAAACCUACGACGGCCCCAAGGUGGACGUCUGGAGCCUGGGAGUCAUGCUCUACCUCAUGGUCACCGGGCAGCUCCCGUUCAAAGGCAUCACCCUUAGGGAGCUCAAGCCGCAGGUCCUGAAGGGAAGGUUCACCAUCCCCUACCACCUCUCAGCUGUAGGGCGCAGCCUCAUCUACUGCCUGCUGACCCAGGACCCCGUGCAGAGGCCCACGAUGGAGGGAGUCCUGCUGCAUCCCUGGCUCAGCGCCACUGAGGAACGCCCACCAACUCAUUCCAGCCCAACGCUCCCUAACCGCCUGGACCCCACCAUCAUGCUGGUCAUGAUAGACAUGGGUUUUGACCCUCCCCAGGUACGGGACUCUCUGCUGCGCAGACGAUGCGAUGAGGCCUCCUGCACCUACCUCAUGCUCCAGCGCCAGAAACACCAGGGCCUUGGCUACACCUCGCCACUUCAGCCAGUGCUUCACAGGCCUAUGUCUUGCCAGCUUCCCGCCAUUCCUUCCUCCUCCCCUCCCACCCAAAAGAGUGCCAGUGCACCUGCCCUCAGCCCCAUCACUUCCUUAUCCCCUGUGGACCAUUCAGAGGAUGACUCACAACCAUGGCAGGGGAGUAGCCAAAGAAGUACCAUGUCUGCCACGCCCCUCCUCAUGCUUCGGAAGAGCACCCCCACUCUCCUCAAAGUCCCCCAGAGUGAUACUAUGGCUGCCCCCUCGGCUGCACCCUUCUCCUCCUCCUCCUGGAGCAGCAGUGGGAGCAGCAUGGAGAACCUCCGCAUGACCUUCAAAGGAAACAAUCCCUCGGUGGGGCAACUCCAUGGUGUAAACAAACCCUCUGCCUGUGACACAGAGAGACUCCCAGAGAACCUUGGUUUAGCCUACAAAAGAAACAAUCCCCUCGUGGGACAACACCAUGGUGUGUACACACCCUCUGCCUGUUACACAGAGAGACCCUCUGGUGGGAUCCCACACUCUACAGGUCAGGGGCACCGGCACUGGGAAGCAGUGAGCAGGAGGAUUGCCAACUGUCUUCAGAGAAUGUGCUGCUGCCUUCCAACCCCAAAGACACUCCCCUGGAACAGAGUGGUGCCAGGGAGAUAG
Castor canadensis (American beaver) is the source of this 1680-nucleotide messenger RNA. Lineage: Eukaryota; Metazoa; Chordata; Mammalia; Rodentia; Castoridae. The record is from RefSeq and is a predicted model, not a curated record.